Messenger RNA from Onychostoma macrolepis, 2521 nucleotides. It is a transcript of the gene lratd2a, whose product is annotated as LRAT domain containing 2a. The transcript has a single exon. Lineage: Eukaryota; Metazoa; Chordata; Actinopteri; Cypriniformes; Cyprinidae. The coding region runs from base 597 to 1406 and encodes 269 amino acids. The record is from RefSeq and is a predicted model, not a curated record.
UGACGCCUGUCUAAACUGCUUUACACUGUGUUACGCUUUCCCAGCGAUGUCUCUUUAAAUGAGGGAGCGUGUGUAAUAAGUGUGGCUGUGGUUGGUUUUCUUCAGCUCUGCUUGUUAAUUCGCAUAAUAUCUGAUAAACCCGAGCAACGCGCAGCAGGUGCUGUUCAAAACAGAGAACAUUUUGACAAACAAACAGAGCGCUUUACGCUUCCGCGAGGACGGAAAUGUCGUGUUUGCCGCUCUGUUCAGCAGCAUUUUAUUCAUUUCAUCAGCAGGCUAUGCCAGUGAAGCUUUGAAGAACUUUCUGCUUGGAAACAUCAGGUGUGAUAGGACUACUAACUAACUAACUGCCUGGAGCAGCGGCACGAAUCAUUGGACACACAGACCGGAUGACUUAUCCCACACAAUAACUCUUCUUAUAUAAAGUGCUUUGUUUGUAAUUGUGAUGCGCGCGGAUCUGGCAUAUGCAGCUUUAGUAAGCAACUAUCUGCGCAGACGGAGCAUCGCAGUGAAUCUACUUCCAGAUGUCCAUCUCUCUCUGCUCGUAACAGGUGGAGCUCAUUUCACUCCAUCUGUCCGCUGCUGAAGUGGCAUAUAUGGGCAACCAGGUUGACAAACUGUCACACCUAAGUUACGCCGAAGUUCCCACGACCGACCCUAACGGACUGGACACGGAGGAAGACGGCCCGCGGAUCGGCGUCUCCUACAUUUUCGCCACCGACGACGACGAACUGGACGAUAACCAUCACCAGCAUGUCGAUGGACCGGAGCAGAAGGAGGAAGAGAAGCACUACAACGAGCUGGACUGCGCGGUUUACCACCGAGACGAGUGCAUUUAUGAGAGAAGUAGCCACACUACGGAACUGGAGACGUUCAGCCCGGAGAAUUUAUUGAACAAAUGUAAGCCCGGAGAUGUGCUGGAGUUCGUGUCCGCCGGUCAGUACCCACACUGGGCUGUGUACGUCGGGGAUUUCCAGGUGGUGCACCUGCACCGGGCGGAGGUCAAGAACAGUUUCCUGACCGACGCUAGUCAGGGCAGGAGGGGCAGGAUCGCGAACGAGCUGUACAAAUUCAAGCCCCUCAGUCCUGACAUGGUGGUGCAGAACGCGAUGGAGCAGGUGGGGGCCAAAGACAGAGAGAUAAGUUGGAGAAAUUCGGAGUGUUUCGCCGCCUGGUGCAAAUUCGGUAAACGGGAGUUCAAGAUGGGAGGGGAGAUACGGAUAGGAAAACAGCCGUACAGAUUAAAGCUCUCCUUGCCUGACAAACAGUUUCAUGUGCUUGAGUUUCAGAGUUUGGAGGAUUUGAUCAUGGAAAAGAGGAGAAAUGAUCAGAUCGGUAAAGCGGCAGUUUUACAGGAGUUGGCGCAUCAUUUGAGCAAUAGCGGAAGUGAAGCGAACGUUCAUUGACGCGCAACAGGUAGCGGAGACAAAUGUAUCCCAACAUAACAUGUGCGUGAUUCUCACGAAACCCGUCCUGAACACUUAACUGCAAAAUUAAAAUUAAUUAUUUUUUGUUCAAAGAAAAUGACAGAACUGGGACAGAUUCUGAUUGGGUUACAGUACUAGCUCUCCAUCAUAUCAAUGCGCCGCUCCCAUAGCAGAUGUUCUGUCAUGUCAGGGACUACAUCUUUUAGCGGAGGGAUAUCACUUAAUGAAUUUAAUUAUUAAUAAUAAAAUGUUUCAAUAAUUAAAAAAAAAAAAAAAUGUGUCCUCGAUAUUUUAAAUUUUUUUGCAAUCAUCUUUAUAAAAACAAUAAAACACUCAAGGCCACGCUGCAUUGUGAAUAUAGUAGGCUAAUGGCUAAAAGAAUCAGCUGCAGUGUACCCAUAUUGACAAUUUAUGGGUUUAUUGGUUAGGAUGUUUUGCAUUGUAACUUACUGUGAAUGCGAAUCGUUCUUUUCAUAACAAUUAAGCUAAAUUCUUAUUGCAGUAAUGCAACAACUAUGUUCUUAUGCACUCAUUACCGUAAUGUGGUGAAAAUAUAGUAGGCUAGUAUUACCACCUUUAAUGUAUGUUAAUUUCAAUAAAAUAAAAUGCAUUGAAAAUAAUGGAAAUCGCCUAGAAGUAAGCAAGCUAAAUUAUGGUAAUGAGACUUGGGUGGUAAAACUUGCUAAAUUGUCUUCAAAAUAAUGUUACAAUGCAAAGCAUCUUAACUGUUGUAAAUGUAGGCUUCAUUUACUUUUUGCAAAAAUAAUUAAUUAAUAAUAAAAAUGAAUUAAUUUUGGGGCUUCGUGAGAUUCAUCUAUAUGUUGGUAUCUGACAUCACAUAUUAUGAUGACAAAUUAUGUUAAUUUUCCUUCUGUUGGAAAUCGAAAUAAUUUCACACUCAGUUAUUAAAUAUUUUAAGUUGGGUGAUAUUGUUUUUCAAAUAGAUUGCCUCUCAAGUUGUAAGCUGUUCUCUAUAAUGUAUAAUCAGGCUCUCUGUGAGUUGCAAAAUAGCCAUAAAUCAUCAUAUGUGGACCUUGCUUUAUAAAAGUUUUGGCACACAUGAAAUUACAGCAAGUAAACAGUGACUGAAUCCA